UCUCUAGUAACAUCAUUUCAAGCGAAACGUCCUAAAAACAAGCCAUGAAUCAGUCGAUAGAGUCGGAGGCGCAUCUARGCAACCAAGUAYCCGAACCUCAAGUCUCCAGAGUGAUACGCCUGAUUCUUUACGGGGUCAUUUUCAUUUUGACAGUCGGGGGGAAUAUAUUGGUAUGUACCGUAGUCAUGAAGAAUCGAAAGCUCAGGAGCAUGCAACGAUUUUACUACGGGUAUUUCUUAAUGAAUUUAGCCUUUGCAGACCUUUCGGUCGCCUUUCUGUGCAUUCCCUUCACUAUAGUUUACUACGAAACGGGGGUAUGGCCGUUUGGAGUCCUAAUGUGUAAAGUUGUGCCUACGCUUCAGGUCACGAGCGUAAGCGCGUCAAUCUUUACGUUAACGGUGAUGACUUACGAGCGCUACCAGGCUAUCGUACGCCCGUUGAAAGCGCAGAUCUCAAAACGCAAGGUCUUUGCAAUGUURACAAUGGUAUGGUUGCUUGCGUUUUUUUCCGCCUCGCCGCAACUSUUUGCGUUCCAGUUUAACGAAGACGUAGAGAAGACGGCGUUUCAGUGCAGAGAAGUUUGGUCAGAGCAGAGUCAUCGACAAAUCUACACAAUGGUGUUGUUUGUUGGUACAUACCUUAUGCCCUUGAUGGUUAUUUUCCCAACCUACGUCAAAAUGAUGAUCACCUUAAAACGAUCCCAUUCCUUCAACAAUACCGACAAAAAACUAAGAUGGAAAAGUCUUCGAGUUCUAAUCGCCGUUGUAAUCAUCUUUGCGUCCAGCUAUAUUCCCCAACAUAUCAUGUUUUUAGCCAUGGAUUUUGGAAAGGGUUUAAGUUUUCCAUACUUCAAGAUCACGCUAAAUUAUUGUUAUCUUUUAGUGUGGAUCUCGAGUUGUUCCAAUCCGAUCAUYUAUGGGGCUUUGGACGACUACUUUCGUGAGAAAUACAAGAUUAUUUUACGUCAUUGCAUAGCAGUCAAGCAAUCGACGCAGAUUGUCUCACGCAUGACACUAUCCAAUUCACAAGUGGAUGUCAACCCACAAAAGACCACUAAAUCUGCACGUCUCACCUCGGYUGAAAAACAAUUGGGAAAGGGACACGAAUCCGAGAUAGAGAAACAACCUUUGAAAAUUGACUCAAACGUCGCUUUGAUAGAAAACUAAUCCAGAAAAGGGCAAGCCCGCGAGACACACCCUUACUCAAAAGCGGUUGGAAAGAUCGAGGGCAUAACUUAUGAAAAAAAGAAAAAAACAGGAAUUAAAGUGACUGAAACCUCAUGUUGAUUAUAACACUUUGCCGGAUGAUUGACGCAAAAAAGGCCAAGGCGGUGUAGCGGACUUCUAGUGGAGAGUUGGGAAAAGGGAGAGACUCCAAGACAGCGAUUCGGUCUUAAAAAAUGACAAACGUCAAAUAGAUUAACACUUUGGCAGGACGAGAGAAGGCCAAUAUUUAUGAGGAGUUAGUCAUGACAAAAUGUUCAGAACUCCAAGAUAUCCUUACGUCUUUAAAAAAGUCGUUUGAUAUUGGUCCUAUUUGCCAUUGACACUGAUUCGAUGGGGCAUUAUCCUUGAAGGAAUUUCGUUGUCAGCCCAUUAUAGAGUACUGCGACCGAACUGGGAUAUGGGAUAUAUGCCGAACAAUUCUUGAAUCGARAAUUUCAAAUAGACAUUUAAAGCUUUGAAAGAUAGCAACAACAACAGGCAAAACAAAAAAAGCAAKAUUUCAAACAAAAUAAACCUAAUUUAAUGAAAGUAAUAAGAUGGGUUUCGCGCAUUUGAUGAAAAACUGAUGUAUAUAUAAUYAUUAAGGAAUGAUAUUCCUGCAUUGAUGGGACUUUUGACUGAAAUCGGCUAUAGAUAUCAGUAUCACUGUGACUUGAGCUACUUUAUAAUAUCCUUUGUUUAAUUUCUGCUUAAAUUUGAUAAAUCGGUGCGAAAAUUUAUGAAAUCGAAGGCUAUGYAAAAAUGGAGAUCUUGAUUGACAUGUCAGAAAWAUCUUAUUACUGCAGGGUAAAUUUACAAAGAUUUUAAAUGGCGAUGAAAAAUAACUUUAAA
Molecule: messenger RNA, 2057 nt
Organism: Exaiptasia diaphana
Lineage: Eukaryota; Metazoa; Cnidaria; Anthozoa; Actiniaria; Aiptasiidae
Product: neuropeptide FF receptor 2
Exons: 1
Coding region: 45-1166 (373 amino acids)
Biological process (GO): G protein-coupled receptor signaling pathway
Cellular component (GO): membrane
Molecular function (GO): neuropeptide Y receptor activity
Source: RefSeq, a predicted model, not a curated record